AUGGAGAGACCUAUCCCUGCGAAACCUGAGGCGUCAAACGGUCCUUUUGUCGCGAAGAAGCAUCCGAAUCUGAAGGCGUUCUCCCUACAGCAAGGACGUGGCUGUCGAAUCUUUGCAGGCCGCCGCAAUGCUCAUUUCCAACCAACUGCCACCUCUCGUACUGCUCCUCGGACUCGCCGUUCCUGA
Messenger RNA from Parastagonospora nodorum SN15, 186 nucleotides. RefSeq lists its product as hypothetical. The transcript is spliced from 2 exons. The record is from RefSeq and is a predicted model, not a curated record. The coding region runs from base 1 to 186 and encodes 61 amino acids. NCBI's taxonomy places the organism in Eukaryota, Fungi, Ascomycota, Dothideomycetes, Pleosporales, Phaeosphaeriaceae.